This is a messenger RNA of Toxoplasma gondii ME49, 468 nucleotides long. RefSeq lists its product as hypothetical. The record is from RefSeq and is a predicted model, not a curated record. NCBI's taxonomy places the organism in Eukaryota, Apicomplexa, Conoidasida, Eucoccidiorida, Sarcocystidae. Bases 1 to 468 code for a protein of 155 amino acids. The transcript has a single exon.
AUGGAGCUGUCUUGUUUAAUGUCUGCCUGGGUCUUUGCUCCUGCAUCCCCUUCUCCACCUGUUCGUAACUCGAGUAAACCGAAAGGAGGUAACCGAGAAUUUGCUUGGAAAGGAGAAGACGCUAGAGCCCGCGCCGUGGUUCCCCAGACGGGCCAUGAGUGCGUGUUCGAGCUCGUUCGUUUCCAUUUCUCGUCAGUUUCAUCUUGUCGCAAAAAGAACAGGCCCAGAGAACUACAGAACUCGUGCGUUCUUCCUUUCUCAACAAAUCCUGUGUUUUCAACCCUGACCCCAAAUCCUUUCAACCGCAAAUGCGGCCAGCGCGCUACCUCUGUUGUGUCUUGUUCGCUUGUUCGCCGCAGCAUCUGUCAAGACAGACUUUUCUCGGCUGGCGCGCUGGUUCGUCAACCAUGGGUGAGGCAGGCGGGCACUGUGAUCGACUUUCCUGUCCAAGAAAACCAGAGUUUCUGA